Molecule: messenger RNA, 2826 nt
Organism: Ceraceosorus bombacis
Lineage: Eukaryota; Fungi; Basidiomycota; Exobasidiomycetes; Ceraceosorales; Ceraceosoraceae
Source: the annotation of a GenBank genome assembly
AUGGAGACGCAAGCCGGCGACGAAUGGCUGGUAGCCUAUGCCACCUACAUUCGAAGCAACGCAGUCGCCUUGGCCGGACAGUCGAGCUCGCAACAAGUCCGAGCCAGCACCACCAACAGCGCAACAUCUUCCAGUCCCUCCACCUUGUCCUGGUUGACGCUGCCAUCGGCUUCUUGGGUUGGCCUGCAAUCGGCCAGCAAUGCGCCCGAAGCUCGACAAAGAACCGCCUCGACCGCCUCUCGAAAUCCUGCCUCAUCUGACUUGCAGGCUUCGCGACUACGUCCUAAUCCACAACCGAGUCCAAAAGCGCUGCCUUUGAACACGCAUCAUCUGUACUACCUUUUGCUACGCUUCGAGGCGUUGGGUCUUCCGGUUGGAUCUUUGGACGUGAGGAUACCUCGAUCUGCUAGGCCUGUCAGCUCUUUCAGCUAUGUAUCGGCUCAUGCUCAGCGAGGUGGCAGAAAGCCUAGGGAUACCGACGCGAUGAGCGUGGGCAGCGUCAGGAGUGCAUUGACGGCGCUCAGCGGAGCCAGCACCUUGACUGGUUGGUGGUCGGGCAGCAGCGAAAAAGGUGAUCCCUUGAAGGACGUCAAAUUCAUCUACUCUGCGUUCACGAGUGAGUGUGCGCCCUGCGCGCCAUAUACUUAACAGCUGGCCUUUGCCAGCAUAUGGUGUGACAUCUCCACCCCUGCUUGGAUUCAUACUGACGAGUGUUGCCCUGAUCCUUCAGAGGUGCCGAGGUUGCGGCUGGGGCCGCUCCCACUCAAGCUGAUCGAGUCGUUCGAAGACUCUCCCGGCAGCUCUUUGGUGCCCCUAGACGUGUUCAAAAACAUUCAAACCCUGGAAUUAGACGAGAUCGACCCUAGCAGCCUACUCGGGUGGGACAGGCUAAGCAUCCAACUUCGCAGCUUAACGCUAAAAAAUUCUGGGCUGGAAGAUGUGACGGAUUUACUGGUGGAUGCGGUCAAGUUGGACGUGAGAAGACGCAAGGGGGAGCAGGUGAAACCUGCGCAGCGUCGCAUACACUCUCCUGCCGCAGUAGAUCAGCCACCAUGGACGGACACGCGACAGCAGCCAGGAGACUCGCCACCCUCUACCGCGAGUUUGGAUGGUCUCUCAUCAGUUGAUGAUGCUCAUGCAUCUGGGCAAGCUGCUCUUCCUUUCUUGUCCUGGCACUUCUUGCGACAUCUCGCUCUGCCGGAUAACUCCCUGACUUUCUUCUCCCCGCCUGCAGACCUGCUCUCAAAUCUCACAUCAUUGGAUCUCUCGUCCAAUCUGCUCAUCUCGGUACCCCCCUCAUUGAACCUGCUUCCGAACCUAAAGCUGCUCAAUCUCGAGGGCAACCUGAUCGAGACCCUCUGGCACAUCUCUUUGGCGAUACCCAACAUCGAAGCUCUUAAUCUUGCCAACAACAGAUUGGAGAGUCUUGCGGGAGCUGAGGACCUCAAAAAGCUGCGGCGAAUCGAUUUGCGCGGCACAGAGCUAGCGGAGGCGAGCGAGGUGGGACGACUUGCGGUCCUGCAAAACCUCAAAGAAAUUUACACCAAGGGUUCUCUGUUCAUGGAAGACGCUGAUCCGCGCGUGGAUGUGUUUGUCGAAUUUGCGCGAGAGGGAAGGGAGAUUGCUCGGAUCCUACUGGACGGUGAGGCACCUGGCUACUUUGAGAAACAGCGCGUGGCGGAGAGAGUACCUGCCAUGCUAGCUCGCAUAGGCCGCGAGUCUACGCCAGCUGCGGAGGAGCUCAGCGUCGAGGAGGCACCAGUACGCCUGGAAAGCCAACAGGCUGAGCCACCUGUAGUAUCUGUGCGACAUCGCGUAAAGGAUGCGAGCACCACAUCUGCCCUAGCUAAAGUCAAAAGCGCUGACGGGCACCGCUCCACCUCUCCCGCACCCGGCGCGACGGCCAAGCGGAGGGCAAGGAGAAUAGUAGAGCUCGACCAGGAAGAGGAAGUUGCGCCGCUGACAGCAGCGGCACUGCCCACUCCUAAACCCCAAGAGAUCUCUGACUCUGAUCUAGUCAAGAGGGCAGCGUUGGCUGGCAACCUCGACGUUGCCCUUGGCGAAGCGCAAAAGGCGAAUGCCAUUCCUAGCCCAAAAGGCAAAGCUAGACAGCUGGACGAUGUGCCAAAUGAUUUGCCUGCCGCAAGACUACAGGCGCGCACAAAUAGCAAUGACGGACCGCGCGCAAGGCCUCAAUCGUUCCUUGCGCCUGGUCCUGCGAGUCUUUCUCGCAAGACUGGUGCUGCCGCCGCAUUGCUGUCUCGCGAGACGAGCGGAGACGUGGAUGGUGCCGGUCGACCUCGCGUGCUGAGCUCCGCCUCCACACUGGGUGCAGCUAGCGCUUCAUCAUCGCGAUACGCGGUUCUGCCAAGCAGGUCACAGACGCUACAAGAUCUCGCAGGCAUUUCGACCCAGGGUCUAGCAUCGAGAGUAGCUGGGCGAUCCGUGGACGACACUGCCAUAAUUAGCGAUGCUUCUUCGCUCAAUGCCGAUAGAAUCGUGAAGACUGCGCGCACAAGAGCUGGCAGACGCUUCGACGCCGCGUCUUUGACAGCUCGACGCAAAACGGUCACUGCAAGUCUUUACGACGCCAGUACGACUUCUUUGAGCAUGCCAGAGCCGAGCGGAACGUCGCUUGAAGCAAGGUUUGAUAAUGCGCCUGCUUCCACAGGUCGCGUUUUGCAAAGCCAGUCAAAGAGCGCAGGUCAGACUGGCAAGGAUGAUUUUAGAAAACGUAUCGAGGCUAUGCGAGAUGGCAUGGGCGACGAGUGGCUCAGAGCUCUUGCGCGAGGGUCGGUCUAUCUAGACGAGAGCAGCGAGGGCUGA